AUGAGAGAAAAGGAAAAGGUAAAAUUAAUAGUUAAUAAUGAUGUUGACUUUGAGGAUAAUCAUGUUUUUUUAAGGAAAGGAAAGGGAAAAGCAAAAGUAAUAGUUAAUGAUAAUGUUGACUUUGAGAAUAAUCAUGCUUUUAUAAGCGAGGACUUAAAUAAUACUUCUUCAGGAGAGAAAUUGAAUAAUGUUUCUUCUAUAUCAAAUGCUGAGUCUGAAAUUAAUGAACAUUCAGUUCAUGAUAAUGAUUAUAGUCUUAUUAUGAAACACCUUAUAACAUUAGAAGCUAAAAAU
Messenger RNA from Funneliformis caledonium, 294 nucleotides. NCBI's taxonomy places the organism in Eukaryota, Fungi, Glomeromycota, Glomeromycetes, Glomerales, Glomeraceae. The record is from the annotation of a GenBank genome assembly.